Belonocnema kinseyi is the source of this 585-nucleotide messenger RNA. RefSeq lists its product as uncharacterized. The record is from RefSeq and is a predicted model, not a curated record. Lineage: Eukaryota; Metazoa; Arthropoda; Insecta; Hymenoptera; Cynipidae. The transcript is spliced from 2 exons. Bases 110 to 553 code for a protein of 147 amino acids.
CAAAAUUUACAACCUUAAAAAUCAACAGAAUAUUGCUUGUCAUAUUUUUGUGCGGUUUUGCUAAAUUUUAAAACUUCAAAUUCAAAUCUUUUUAUAAAAUAUUAAAAGCAUGGCAUCCAAAUUUGAAACGGAAUUUAUAACACCAUGGAAUUUUGUGAAAGCACGAGAACAGAUAUAUUCCAAACUUUUCAAUUGCGAAGUACUGGAGCCCUUAGCAUCACGUCACAAGUACACCUACUUCAAUAAUCAAAAGGAGGAAAAAAGUGUUCUUGAUAAAAGAACCGCUUAUGAUCGUCUACAUGACUUCAGCCAAUAUGACAUCAGAAAAACACGGUGUGAUCGUAAAAAGCAAUCUACUAUUUGGCAAGGAAUUCAUGAAGAAAAUAAAAAUAAGAAAGUGGGAAUGACUACCUCCCUUUGGUACGGUCGACCAAACCGAGUGCAGAUUGAUUUUUCUGAAAGAAAAUAUUGUCGCACAACUAUGAUUCAAGAUGCUAUUUACAGAAAACAUGACCUAAAUUUAAGUCCUGAUUUAGAGAGACGACUUUUAUAAAAUUGAAAUAAUAACGGAAACAAACAACUAGA